AUGCUUGUCUGUGAACACAGUAACGACCCCCAGUUGUUCUGUGUGGACGAGCAGAGGGCUGUGUGUCCUGUCUGUGACUUUCCUCACCAGCAGAGUCACAAAGUGGUUCCUGUAGAAGAAGCAGUCAGUGUCCUGAAAAAACAUCUAGAAUCUGACUUAAAGUCUCUGCAGGACAAGAGGAACAAAUACAAACAAGUGGAGGAAACAUACAAUGAAGUAAUUCAACACUCCAAGAAGCAGCUGUUGUCCACAGAGAGGCAGAUCAGAGCAGAGUUCAACAAGCUCCAGCAGUUCCUGAAAGAGGAAGAGGAGUCCAGACUGGCAGCUCUGAGGGAGGAAGAGGAGCAGAAGGGGAGGACUAUCAGCAGAGAGAUGAAGAUGAUUGAGGAGCAGAUCUCCUCUCUGUCAGACAGCAUCUGUGCUGUUGAAGAAGAGCUGCAGAAACACAGCGUGCCAUUCCUCAGCAGUUACAAAGACACUCAGAGCAGAGCCAGAGCCCAGAGCUCAGUGUCAGAUCCACAGCUGGUCUCAGGAGCACUGAUAGAUGUGGCCAAACACCUGGGCAACCUGUCCUUCAGAGUGUGGGAGAAGAUGAAGGAGAAGGUCCACUUCAGUCCUGUCAUUCUGGACCCAAACACUGCACACUGCUGUCUCUAUCUGUCUGAUGAUCUGACCAGUGCGAGACAUGGAGACACAUGGCAGCAGCUUCCUGAUAAUCCAGAAAGAAACACAGUGUAUGCCGAUGUUUUUGGCUCUGAGGGCUUCAGCUCAGGGAAACACAGUUGGGAGGUGGAGGUGGGAGACCAUCCUAGUUGGAAUAUUGGUUUAAUUAAAGCAUCAGCUGACAGGAAAGGAGAAUAUCCUGUUUCACCAAAAAAUGGAAUCUGGUGUUUAGUGCAUCGUAGCGAAAAAUAUAAUAAUGGUGAUGGUCAGACUGUCAUUGUGAAGCAACAUCUCCAGAGGAUCAGAGUCCAGCUGGACUAUGACAGGGGGGAGGUGUCCUUCUAUGACCCUGAAGACAUGACUCACAUCUACACUCACAGAGACACUUUCACUGAGAAACUCUUGCCAUACUUUUGUAUUUUUAACGCUGAUGAUGCGAAGACUUCAGAUAUCAAAAUUUGUUAA
Messenger RNA from Pelmatolapia mariae (spotted tilapia), 1128 nucleotides. RefSeq names its product nuclear factor 7, brain-like. Gene Ontology annotation, molecular function: protein binding; ubiquitin protein ligase activity. The transcript has a single exon. The record is from RefSeq and is a predicted model, not a curated record. NCBI's taxonomy places the organism in Eukaryota, Metazoa, Chordata, Actinopteri, Cichliformes, Cichlidae. The coding region runs from base 1 to 1128 and encodes 375 amino acids. Gene Ontology annotation, biological process: protein ubiquitination. Gene Ontology annotation, cellular component: cytoplasm.